Molecule: messenger RNA, 633 nt
Organism: Caenorhabditis briggsae
Lineage: Eukaryota; Metazoa; Nematoda; Chromadorea; Rhabditida; Rhabditidae
Exons: 5
Coding region: 1-633 (210 amino acids)
Source: RefSeq, a predicted model, not a curated record
AUGCCGUCUGUAGGUGACGUCGUCUACGCCAAUACCUACCCAGCGGUGUUACUUCGCCGCCGUGGACGUACAGAGUGGCACGUGCGCUAUUUGAGCGCUCAGGAGAAUUCGCAAUUUCACUGCGAUGAAAGCCGGAUGAAAGCAGUCCACGUGGAGGACACAGUGCAGGUGGUCGAAAACCCCUGGGGCCUGCUUGAAGAUGGUCUCAAGGAAGCUCGGAGGUUGAUUGAAGUGGAUCCCUCUAAAGGAGGCUGGGGGUCCGCGGACAUCAAACUCCGGAGGCCGACACAAAGUCGGACUCACGGAGUCACCAGAUUGGGCCUCCAAAGACAUGGAGCUGGAAUCGAGGCUCAAGGUGCCCUGAAUGGAUUGGCGCCAGCUGCAGCGAACGUUGUUGCCCCAGCUCAAGGCUCCGUUGUUGGACCUUCAACUCCGGCUCAGAAAGCAGCCAAGAAAAGAUCGGGAGACGGAGACGAAGGAGCCUCAGCCAAGAAGUUCCAAAAAACCACCGAAAUGCAGGAGGAAGAGGAAGAGGUUGAAGCCAAGGACACGAACAGCGCUGAAGAGCCAGCACAACAGCAAAGCCUCUUCUCCAAAUAUUGGGAAACAAUGGUUCAGUGGUUGAAAAAAUAA